UGAAGUGUGACGCUGCUGGACCUACGACACAAGCGUUGGCGAGCCUAGCGGGGCGAGAAUUCAGGAAACUCACGUAUGCAGCAGUAGUAUGGUGUACUUGAGAGCGUACACUUGUGAUGCAAAAUGCAGCCCCAUUCCUUCAUUGUUCAAAGUGAAUCAACAAAUGAACGACUCGGAGGUGUGCAAAUACGCGUACAAGCCGUGCACAAACCCCCGAGUGGCCAAGAAAGACGGUGACCUCCAUCGAUUGUGCGAAUUUCACCGGGACAAGGCCAACGCCGUGCAAAAGAUCUAUGCGACACGACGGCGACAGGAGCGGCGAUCUGAAAGGCAAGUCAAUCUCGUGCAAAAACUGCUGGGCACCAUCGAGCCUGUGCCGUUCGAACACGGCCAACAAGCACAUGUCCUGUUGACCGCCACGGAGCGGGAGAUGCUGGAAGUCGAAUUGGCAGGGUUGCUUGACGAGGACAGGGACAUCAUGAUCGGGACCCUUGACGAGCAAUCCCCAUCGUUGUGUUCGUGGUCAGAUGCCGACAGUGACGACUUGCAAUGGCCGCGACAGUUGAAAAAGUUGCCCCGGAGCUGCGGCACCGUUGCCAAGCACCAGCCGUCGUCCUCUUUGACGAUCGCGUAUAAGGUCGUAGGCUGGGCCAGCAUGAGGAAACACACAACCAUCUUUGGCUGCGAGCGAGUGCCGAAUCUUCCCUUUAUUCACAACGAGCACCAUCGAUCAUUGCGCGGAACUGCCUUGGACACCAUCGACGAGGAAGCCCCGUCUAAAUGCGAAACAUCCAUCCAGCACAAGCUCUCCUGGCGCACGCCCUCUGUGAGCAUCACGUUUCGCUACCGUAUCCCCGCACUUCCAAGCAAAGCAGGGGACGUGGUAGCCAGCACACGACGUCGUGACCACCAAGCCCGACCGACGACCUCCACACCGUGUAUGAUGAUCGCACAGCAGCAUCCAUCGAGCCAAACACUACCGCUAAGGAGAUCCGAACCAUUCUUACCUCCGUCUCCGCUCCAUGAACCCCCAACAGAACGGUCGUGGUCGACGGAUGCACGCUUCACCCUCGAUCACUCGCAGUCGCUGACCACCGCCAGCACGACCCCGUCCACGGCUGACCGACAACGCACCAGAGCGCUUUCAGAUAAGCGACUCCUCUACAGGAAAUGGCGCACGGGUUCACACCGCGGCGCGUCGUUGUCUAUCAUUGAGACGACUCUGGACGACGAGAAUUCCACGAUCACCCCACGCCGCGCUCCGUCGUCGGCUGCGUCUCUGUCUAUGAUUCCGAUCCACACGUCGCCGUUGUACUCGGCGGACGCACAGCUGCUGUCGCCUUCGAACGAUCAUCAAAUUCACGGCCACACGGCUAUUGCCGCCGCCACGACCCUUACCCUGCCGCCACCGUCCUCUGCACCCAACAACACCCUCCUCUCCGCCACGACACACAAGGACGAACUUGACCGCCGCGCCCGCGUCCUCUCCAAGUUGUUCCUCCAAGAAGAAGAAGACCAGUUUCCCAAGUCGUCGACGGUUGAAGCGCUCAGCGGAUCCGUUGGCAAGCAAGUGUCGUCGACGCAGUACGUUGAAAUGAAAAAGUCCCGGUCCCACCAAGGGCUGUCGGAUUUAGAGCGGGCGACGACUGUAAACCCUCCCAAGUUGUCGGCGUCCGGGGUCCAGCGAGGACUGAAAGACUCUGUGAUGCACGACAUGUGUCAUGCAGUGGUCAAGCAAAUGGUUGGCGAUGCCAUCUCGUCGUCUGCUGCACCCGGUGCAGACGGUGGCAACCGUCCCAGUAGUGCUGCACCCCCCCACCACCCAGCCACCAACCACUUGUACGCUCCCGUCUUGGCGUCCGUCCAGACCCACUUCAAGCAACUUCCUGCGCGGUAUGCCUUGUCCGUGGACCCAGACGACGUGCCCAUGCACAUGCGCUUACUGGCCAAUCAAAAGCGCCGCCCCGAUGACAUUUACCUGCACGCGCACCUAUUAAAACACGACGACGGCAGCAUCAACGCCACGUGCUGCGAAGUGGUGCUCGUGGCCCAAGACCGCGACUCGCUCCUCGAUGCAAUCACGAGGGGACUAUCCAGCUUGAAGGGCAGCAUCCAGGACGCCGACGUGAUGACUACUAAAGAUGGCGUUACGCUCGACCGGUUCGUGGUCAAGGGAUCGUUUGUCCCCCCCGAACGGCUGGCCGAGCUGCGCCGACGGAUCCUCGAAAACCUCGCGCGAAGUACCCUCGCGGCAGAGCACAGCGACAAGGCGCGCCAACCAACCCCCCCCCCAGCCCCCCCCCCGACCUCCCCCGACCUCGACCCGCACUCGGCCCUCCGUCUCUCGCUCAACACAACUACCAUCAAACCCGAAUGGCGACUAGACUUUUCCGAGCUCGUGUUGAGGGAAGCAGUGGGCACGGGUCGGUCUGGGCAGACGUACGCUGGCUCUUGGCGGGGGACGCGGGUGGCUGUGAAAGUGAUCAACGUUUCCCACCACAACCAUAGCGUGAGCGAGGAGAUUCUGCAGGAAUUCCACCGCGAAGUGGCCGUCGUGAGUCGGUUGCGCCACCCGAACAUUGUCUUGUUCCUAGGCGCGUCGAUUGAACCACCCAAGUACUGCCUUGUGUUUGAAUACAUGGAAAAUGGCGCCCUCACAGACCUCAUUCGACGCCGUCGCACUCCCAUCGACUUUUUUCGCGUUGCCCGUGAAAUCGCCAUGGGCAUGAACUACUUGCAUUUGUGCAACAUUAUGCACCGAGACCUCAAAUCGGCCAACGUACUUCUGGAUGUGUUUGGCACGGUCAAGAUCUCCGACUUUGGCUUGAGUUGCGUGCUGGAGGCGGGCACAUCGUCGGAUCUGACCGCAGAGACGGGUACAUAUCGGUGGAUGGCGCCCGAAGUGAUUGGCCACGAGCCGUACUCGGCCAAGGCGGACGUGUACAGUUUUGGGGUCAUUUUGUGGGAAAUGAUCGGCAAGGACCAGCCGUUCAAGGGCAUGACGCCGAUCCAGGCGGCGUUCGCGGUCGCCCGCCAGAGCCUCCGUCCGGCUUUUCCAGAUGUGACGCCCUCGUGUCUACGGACCCUCGUGAACCGAUGCUGGCACCAGAACCCGGCGGACCGGCCGACAUUUGCCGCGAUUCUAGACAUGUUGCCAGGAGUCCGAGCGCAGAUGCGCAAGUUGGAGUUUCACCAGCUCAAUUUUGUGUUUACGUGACGAUAUGAUUAAUAUACGUACACGGUAAUAUUUAACAUUGCACGCCACCAAGUGA
Molecule: messenger RNA, 3272 nt
Organism: Aphanomyces astaci
Lineage: Eukaryota; Oomycota; Saprolegniomycetes; Saprolegniales; Verrucalvaceae
Product: TKL protein kinase
Exons: 8
Coding region: 89-3217 (1042 amino acids)
Biological process (GO): protein phosphorylation
Molecular function (GO): ATP binding; protein kinase activity
Source: RefSeq, a predicted model, not a curated record